Messenger RNA from Cylindrotheca closterium, 1443 nucleotides. Lineage: Eukaryota; Bacillariophyta; Bacillariophyceae; Bacillariales; Bacillariaceae. The record is from the annotation of a GenBank genome assembly.
AUGGCUAGCAGCCCACUGUCAGAACUUUCUGCAAGAAACCAGAAAAAUUAUGUCAAUCGUGCUUGCUUUGGUCUAAGUGUGACAUCACGACCAAUUGCUGUUUCGUCUGAGAUAGAAGCAGCAGAAGGUAUUGUUGCAGCUGAAUUGAAUGGACUUUCGAUCAAAGAGAGAGACAGUGCCUCGGACGACUUUAACUGCGUCGGUCAAGGUCAAGAAGACGACCCAGAAAUGAUCUGCAACGCACUAGAGAAAUUUGAAGAAGAGGUUCGCAAGGCAAAUCAUCCAGUAUACAAAUUGGCAGUGAUGAAGAAAAAUCCAAAUGUCCAAGACUCUGAAUAUCGACUUCGGUUUCUCAGGGGGGCCCUAUUUGACGUCAAGAAGGCAGCCCGACAAAUGCUUAGCCUGCUACAGUAUCAAGCUGAAUACUUUGCUAUCGACGCACUUGAUCGAAAAAUUGCUUUGUCCGAUCUAAAGGAAGAAGAAGUGAAACUCAUGCUAAAAGGACUGUGUCACUUUUCGACACAGACGGACAGAAACGGCCGAUACGUGGCCUAUUGUUUAAGCAAUGUUUUCUUGGCGGAUAUCCCAGCGGAAGCUAUGAUUCGUGCAUGUAUGUAUGCCAGUCAGGAGUACGGUUCAUUUCCAGACCUAGACAAGAGGGGCUUGGUAGCUGUGUACAUGGAUGUAGGCGGACUUGACCAAUCCAUGCAGCUGGGUCCAAGACACUUCAACUGGGUCUUCAAUAUGAUCAAGUUUUACUUGGCGCUUCCUUUCACGCUUUCAAGUAUGCACUACUGUGUCAAUAUUGCUGACAGCAACAGCGUAGCGAUUCGAAGAAAUAUGAUUGGAUCUUUCAUGAAGGCCCUUCCUAGAUACGCGACAGUGAGAACAAAGUUUCACUAUGGGAGUGCACUGGAGAUCCGCUACAGCCUGCAAAGUCAUGGUAUCCCACUGGGCACCUACCCGAUCGAUUCAAAUGGCCAGAUUCGACAAGAGAUGAUCGAUAGCUCUUGUCUGAAGCACUAUGGUAUUGAUGCUUUUAAGUACAGAGGGAAAUCGGAUUCCUUCAUAAAGUCGAAUGAUACAGCGAUAGCCAUGACACCAGUACCUCCAACCCCUACCUCCUCUCAGCAAACAAGAGCGGGACAUAGUGUCCUGGUAGAACCCAAACAUACUGAUGUGCUGCUUGGGCGUGGAAAACCGAUUCAGAACCAUCCUGGAAAUAUCCAUUUGCGAUCAAUGAUUGAAGAAUCUCAGGAACAGUACGAUGCAAUCGGUAGACUGGAGAAGCGUCAAAUGAUCCAGAACAUUAGGCAUGCAUGUCAUGCCAGAGGCACCCGAUUUCUGAAACAACAUGGCAAAAAGACGUGGGUUCUUGCCGAUUCCGCUGAAGCUGACGAGAAGAUACGUCAACACUUCAGGUGUUGUCGAAGGAAACGAUAA